GUCUGAUUUGUUUUCAGUUCUUCUGUUCGCCAUUGAUUCAGACUCCUAAUAGGAGCUUCCUCCCCACCAUCUCGCCUCGCUCUAAUGGCGCCUCCCAGGAUCCUACUCUGCGGUGAUGUCUUCGGCCGCCUCAAUCAACUAACCAAGCGAGUCUCAUCGGUUAACAAGUCAGCCGGUCCUUUCGAUGCUCUUCUUUGUGUUGGCCAGUUCUUUCCUGACUCGCCUGAGCAGCUUGAAGAAUUCAUAGGAUAUAUUGAUGGGCAUUCAAAAUUUCCCCUGCCAACCUACUUUAUAGGUGACUAUGGCGUUGGUGCACCUAAGAUUCUAUCUGCUGCUUCCAUUGAUUCUGCCAAACAAGGGUUUAAGAUGGAUGGGUUGAAAAUAUGUGACAACUUGUUUUGGUUGAAAGGCAGUGGCAAGUUCUUUCUCAAUGGUUUAUCUAUAGUAUACUUAUCAGGUAAGGAUUCAUCAAGUGGACCUCAAAUUGGAACAUUCAGUCAAGAUGAUGUUGAUGCACUCAGGGCAUUAGCUGAUGAACCUGGGAUAAUUGAUAUGUUCCUGACUAAUGAAUGGCCAAGUGGGAUCACUAAUAGAGCAGCCAGCUCUGAUGUUCCUCCUGGAGCGUUGAGCGAAUCAGGUAGCAGUUCCACUGUAGCUAACUUGGUUUCAGAGAUCAAACCACGCUACCACAUUUCGGGCACAAAGGGAGUUUUUUAUUCUCGGGAACCAUAUAACAACUUUGACGCUGUACAUGUAACCCGGUUCAUAGGUCUUGCUUCAGUUGGAAAUAAAGAUAAACAAAAAUUUGUUCAUGCAAUUUCUCCUACUCCAUCAUCUACUAUGACUGCUAGUGAGCUUUCCAUGAAGGCAUCAAACACUACUAUGUCUCCAUUUGGAUCUGGUGAGGCAACAAACCACACUGUGCAAGCCACAAAGAGACAUGACAAUACAGAUCCUGAUUCACAGUACUGGCGUUAUGACGUGUCCAAGAAGCGGCAAAAACAUGGAGAAAGUGAUAGCAAGAGGCUGUGUUUCAAAUUUCUUUCUUCUGGGUCUUGUCCACGAGAAAACUGUCACUUCCAGCAUGAUGAGGAUGCAAGAGAACAAUAUCAAAGAGGUGUAUGCUUUGAUUUUCUCAACAAAGGACAGUGUGAAAGAGGCCCAGACUGCAGUUUUAAACACAGCCUGCAGGAGGAAGGCAAAGCUAUCCCCAACAGGAGAUCUGGACAGGGACAUGCAAGUGGUGACCGGUCAAGAGAAUGUUGGUUUUGUUUGUCAAGUCCAAACGUGGAGUCACACCUCAUUUGCAGUGUAGGGGAAUACUACUAUUGCGCUCUUCCUAAAGGACAAUUAGUUGAAGAUCACAUUCUCCUUGUACCAAUUGAACACAUACCAAAUACUCUCUCUUCAUCCCAUGAAGGAGAAUCAGAACUGAACAAAUAUCAAAGUAGCCUAACAAUGUAUUUUAAGAGCCAAGCUAAAGAUGUAGUUUUCUUUGAGUGGGUGUCCAAGCGAAGCACUCAUGCUAACCUUCAGGUGGUACCUAUUCCAUCAUCUAGAACAUCUAUAAUUAGAGACAUAUUUAACUUAGCUGCUCAGAAAUUGGGAUUUGAAUUCUUGGUUUUGACAAAUGAUAGUAGUUCUGAAGGGAGAAGGCUUCUACAAAAGCAGUUUGAUAGAAAUAGUAGUUUAUUCUAUGUACAACUCCCUGGAGAUACAAUCAUAUAUCAUCCUGUCGAAGAGAACGAAAAAUUCCCUGCUCAAUUUGGCCGUGAGGUUCUGGCUGGUUUGUUCAACAAGCCAGAUAGAGAUGACUGGCGGAACUGUAAGCUCAGCAAAGAAGAGGAGGAGGAGAUGGUUGAGAGUUUCAAGAGUCGAUUUGGAAAGUAUGAUCCGAACCAGUGAUCCAAAUUUUCGUAAGAUUUGAGUUUUCGUUAGAAAAUGCAGCUAUUAUCAAGUGUAAACUUCCAGAAGGGGUAAUCUGCUUCUCGAGCAUACAAUAUAUCCUGCACCAUCACUUAGGUUCAUGAAUGAGGGAUUUGAUCCGAAAGGCUUCGCGUGAAUCCAAUUUAGCAAUAGUUGAGAAUUUGUUGAGGUAGAGUUUUGAAUGCGUUGUAAUGAAUCUUCACAAAUACAAAAAAUUUGAAUGGUAACAAGAUUAUACAUUGCAAAAUCAUGGCAUUGCAAUUGUGUUGAGCUACAAACUAGUAACUUCUGAAUAUUUAGAAUGUUCAUAAGAUUUAUACCUUGUGUGAUUAGGAAGUGAAAUCAUUGUGUUCCAUUCAUGUUUGUAGGGUUA
Molecule: messenger RNA, 2299 nt
Organism: Impatiens glandulifera
Lineage: Eukaryota; Viridiplantae; Streptophyta; Magnoliopsida; Ericales; Balsaminaceae
Product: zinc finger CCCH domain-containing protein 64
Exons: 11
Coding region: 85-1905 (606 amino acids)
Biological process (GO): mRNA splicing, via spliceosome
Cellular component (GO): post-mRNA release spliceosomal complex
Molecular function (GO): metal ion binding; RNA lariat debranching enzyme activator activity
Source: RefSeq, a predicted model, not a curated record